UUGAAGCAAUGCAUAGGAUCCCAGCACCAACAUCAAAAAGGAAUAGCCUGAACAAAACUGCCAGGACAUCACCAACCGUUACUGCACCGCCGUCACCAAACUUGACACCGUCUUUACGCCUCUAGAGAGAGAGAGAGAGAGAGAGAGUGGAGUGAUAGAAACCCUCUCCGUCAAGGUCUAUCGGUUGUCGGGAGGGAAAGAGUUGACGAGGGUUUAUUAUUUUUAGGGGGUUUUGAUCGGAAAGGGCUACAAAUAUGGCGACUGAUAAUGUAGCAUCGGAGCACGAUUACUCGAGUUUGAAGGACCUUCGAUUUGAAAUCAACGGCCAAAACGACGACGCCACUUUCUCUCUCUGUUUCUGGCUUUACCUCCCCGACUCCACUCCUUUUCCAUCAACAAUCAUUCGUCAGAUGCACUCGGAGAUCGCAUGCAGUGUUCCUUUCCUUGUGUUGGAUGAGGAGAAUAAAAUGAUGCUUUUUCCACUGCUUUUCCUGCAUAAAGAAGCUCCCAGUCCUCCCAAUCCUACUUUAGGGGUGGAAGUUCCUCAUGCAUCUGCUAAGAUUGCUUUCUCAUUUGACAAAUGGGUUCAUGUUGGAUGUGAGGUUGCUACUCAUCUUGUGCGGCUUCACAUUAAUGGGGAGAUUGCGGGAGAGAUGCCUUUGAGUUCUUCAGCGGUCAAUGACUCCAAUUUAAAUGGUCUAAGAAGUAUAUCUUUGGUCGGAACGGAUGGAGAUGAUAAUAGGUUCGAGGGUUAUGUCCGCCGUUUUGAACUCCUGCCUAAAACAUCAUCUAUCAAAGCUCACUUUGUAAAGAAUCCACCUUUGCAAUUAUCUGUUGAUGGUUCAGGUGCCUCUGAUAUUGAAGAAGACGAUGAUGGAGUUUGGAGUAUUGUUGGUGGAAAGGCAUCUUGUCGCAGGAAUUUUUCCUUGGAUGUCACUUUACGAGAUGCAUUUGGUGAGCCCACAAACAAGGAAAUGGAGGUUGUUGCCUCACUUUUGUAUGCUGACAACGGAUUACCUGUCGAGAAGCCAGAUGAUGCAGAAGCUCCUCUUCUAACAAGCUAUGAUGGAAUUGAGUUUGCUUGUUGUGAUAGACCAAGUAAACUAACAAAUGGACGUGCUUCCUUUAAGCUCAAGAUAGCCCAGCUUUCAUCUAAAUGUGACAAUAGGCUUUUCCGCAUUAGGUUUGAGAUUCCAAAAAUGGGGAGUUAUCCUUUCUUUGAGGCGUUCUUUAGUCCAAUUCGUUGUAUUUCGCGAAAUCGUAACACGCAGAUUUCUUCUGUAAAGUGGAAAAGGUCAAAUUCAAGUGGGUUGGGUGAGGGAUCCUCAGAACUUCUGUACAAUAUUGUACGUGAAGCAAAAUUUAGCCCAUCAUCAAAACGGGUGAAAUUAGGACAAGAAAAUUCAUUUGCAACUCGCAAGGCUAAUCUCACCAUGGACCGAGCUGAUGACGAAUGCAACUCUCGUGCGUGGACUGCUAACGAGGACUAUAACGUAUACGGAUCUAGUUUAGGGCGGAGACCAGAAAACCACGAAGAAACAGAUAACUCCCCAUCAGAUUCAGAGAGUAUUGAAGCAAGAAAAUCAAAUUUUAAGAGCACAUCAAGCAAUAGGAGUCCAGUUUCAGAUACGGCUAUCUUCAAAUACUGCCUGGGAGGCUUAAAUGAGAGGGCUCUUUUGCUCAAGGAAGUUGCAACAGCAGCUUCUGAAAAAGAACUGGCGGACUUUGCACGGCAGGUUUCCCUAUACUUGGGAUGUUCUCAUCAUGGGCGUCAAGUAAUUCUCGCGAAGAGAUUGGUAGAGGAGGGAACAAAAGCUUGGGAUCUGAUCUCACAAAACAAUCCCCACGUUAUUUGGGAGAAUGUGGUAGCUGAGAUAAAUCACCGUUUCAUGAAGAUUGCAUGCUCCAGCACCAGGUCUCUGACACUGCAGGACUUUGAGACUCUGAGGAGAAUUGCUGGAUGCCAGGAGUUUGUGGCUCGAGAAAACUUUGAGAAGAUGUGGUGUUGGCUAUACCCCGUAGCUUUUACAUUAUCUAGAGUUUGGGUAAAUGCAAUGUGGAAUUCUGCAUCUCCUAAGUGGAUGGAAGGAUUCAUUACAAAGGAAGAAGCAGAGUCUUCACUUCAAGGUCCAGGGGUCCUUCAAGACCCUGGAACAUUUGUACUGCGGUUUCCUACUUCAAGGAGCUGGCCCCACCCAGAUGCUGGCAACUUGGUUGCAACUUAUAUUGGUAGUGAUUAUAAUAUUCACCACAGGCUUUUGUCACUUGAUUACAUUUUCAGUUCUGGAGAAAAGGAAAUGUCUUCGAAACCAUUACAAGAUAUGCUGCUUGCAGAACCUGAGCUCUCGCGUUUGGGCAGGAUUAUUAGAAGUCACUAGUGUUGAUUGCUUCAUAGCUUUGCUACCCCUUCUAGGUUAAAGGUAACUUGUUUGUGACAUAAGUUUUCUUAUCGGUUCCCUUCAUUAUGAACAAAGUGUUCUCGACAUGGUUAGCAAUUAGCAGCUAGUUGUGACAAUGUAGAAAGAAAUUUGUAACCUUCUAUGUAGUUAUGCCAAUGCACAGACGGUGUAAGUAGUCUUCUUCAAACCUAAAUUAUAGAUCUCGACGUGACCCUAAAAUAUAUAGAACAUGGAUUAUCACGCACUGAUCUAAUUACUGUGCGUGUGUAUAGGUGAGCAUAGAGUCUAGACACACCAUAUAUUCACCUGGGCAUAAUUUAAGGGCCUGUGUGAUGAUAUCAUGAUAGAGAUUUGCAAAAGCUAAAUGAAAGUUGUGAUUAGCCAA
Rhododendron vialii is the source of this 2784-nucleotide messenger RNA. Its product is annotated as SH2 domain-containing protein A-like. Gene Ontology annotation, molecular function: RNA polymerase II cis-regulatory region sequence-specific DNA binding; DNA-binding transcription factor activity, RNA polymerase II-specific. Lineage: Eukaryota; Viridiplantae; Streptophyta; Magnoliopsida; Ericales; Ericaceae. The record is from RefSeq and is a predicted model, not a curated record. Gene Ontology annotation, biological process: signal transduction; regulation of transcription by RNA polymerase II. Bases 255 to 2378 code for a protein of 707 amino acids. The transcript has 12 exons.